CAUCAUUACUCAGAGAAAAAAAAAAAACGUUGCUCCUCACGGUCGACAAGACAGAAUUUCAGCCAUUGACUUGUCAAAAAAUCAAUACCAGCAGUAUAAAAUCGAAACAUGGCUUAAUCUUUGUUCCAUAUUAAUGUCCCUACCUCGUAGAAUGCGAUGCCAAAAGUUUAACCGCCCAUGGUUUAGCCAUUUUAGUUUCAACUUUUGGAAGGUGACACAGAUUGUCCAUUGCGUUGCCAUUCACGCAUAGUUCACAUCCCCCUCUCUACCUAAUAAUUCACGUUCAGCCACAAAAAAUUUCUACUACUCUCUCUGAGACUUCACCGACGGCUUAAAAAUUAGGAAGAGCAGAAGGGAAAAGGGUGAGAAGUAGAUAGCUUGGAAGUGAAAGAAAUGGAGAGCGGAGAAAUGAACAACUUCUUGAAGGUUUGGCUCUCCGUUAUAAUUUCUCUAUUCUACUGCUACUUUAUAGGUAAGAUAAUCCCUAAAGGAAUUGCGCGGCUUCUUUGUUUGGUACCAAUUGUUUGCCUAUUUGUCUUAGUUCCGCUCAAUCUCUCCUCCAUACAUCUAGGAGGUACCACCGCUUUCUUCAUCGCUUGGCUUGCUAAUUUCAAGCUCUUGCUUUUCGCCUUCGGUAAAGGCCCUUUAUCAUCCCCAUCACUCUCUUUAGCUCAUUUUCUGGCAAUUGCUUGUUUGCCCAUCAAAAUCCAACAAAACUCAUCUCCUAAAUCUCAUCUAAAUGGCCAUAACAAAGAAAUCCCUGGUCCGACCAAGCCUAAAAAAGGCCAUCAAACACCUAUAAACUAUGCAGUAAAAAUUCUUCUGCUUGCUUUGUUGCUUCGUGUAUAUGACUAUAGCGAGUAUAUCCACCCCACCAUCAUGCUGGUUCUGUAUUCUUUUCACAUUUACUUUGUUUUAGAGAUUAUCCUGGCUAUGGUGGCAGCCCUGGCUCGACUGCUGUUGGGUCUUGAGCUGGAGCAACAGUUCAAUGAACCGUAUCUCUCCACCUCACUGCAAGAUUUCUGGGGCAGAAGAUGGAACAUAAUGGUAACUAAUAUUCUACGACCGACAGUAUACGAACCCGUUCUCAACAUAUGUGUUCGUUUCGUUGGUCGUAAAUGGGCUCCAAUUCCCGCAGUUUUCGGGACUUUUCUCGUGUCGGCCCUCAUGCACGAGCUGAUUUUCUAUUACCUGGGACGCGUGAGGCCCACGUGGGAAAUCACGUGGUUCUUUCUUCUCCAUGGAGCGUGUUUGAUGACGGAGAUUGCUCUGAAGAAGGCGUUAGGGCAUAAGUGGGGUUUGCCCAGGGUGGUUGCUACUCCAUUGACCGUUGGAUUCGUCAUGCUUUCUGGCUUCUGGCUCUUCUUUCCGCAGCUUCUACGUUGUAGAGUUGAUGAAAGGGCGAUUGGAGAGUACGCUGCAAUGGGCGCGUUCCUUAAGAACUUUAGCGCGCUAAUUUUCAAUACUUUCCAGUUUCAACGCUAAACUGGUAGACGGCUUUUUUUUCUUUUAAUUAUUAAAAAUACAUUGUGGCAUGCAUUUUUUUUUUAAAUAUUUACUAAAAAAAUGUCGUCGGCAUGAAAUCGAUAUCAACUGAUUUAAUUUGAUCGCUCAGCAUAAACUAAAGGUGUUUUUUUAUGUACUCCAUGGCCAUGGAAGGUGUUGUUAUUGGUGCCUUUGACCACACUUCUCCACAUUUAAGUAUUUUUUAGAAUGGAACAGAAGCUAGGAUUUUGUAUUGCAAUAAUUAUUUUUUUAUUAACUUGAUUUGAAAAAUAAUUAUAAAUACCAAUAUUGUAUUAUUCAAGGUUUACGAGUCUAAUGACCACCAAUAAAAAUCAUAUAAAACUUAUGACAAAAGCCUCGUUUCAACAUUUGCGGCAUUUCUAUUAGAAAAUCACUUAGAAACAUAUUUUCAUAGAAAAUGAUUUCCCCAUAUUACCCAUUUUCUUGUGGCAUCAAUUAUUAUAUUGUUGGCAUUUACCCUUACUUUGUUUCUUUUUUUCUUUUUUUUAUUUUUUCUUUUGAAAAGGGUUCCCUUUGGUUGAAGAGAGUAGUUAUCACUACAAAAAUUUGACAUAUAAUGACACUUAAAAAAGCAUCAGUAAAAUCUUAAAAUCUGUCAAUAUAAUCCCAUAAAUCCUAUACAAUAGUCAAAAUGUAUAUUUCAACAAAUUUUUAACCGUUAAUAUAUUUUUUGUCGGUAUAGAUAUAUACUGAUAAUUUUUAAGAUGUCAAAAUAACUUAUAGAGAUAUACUUAUAGUUCAAGAUCGUUCGUAAAUGAAUAUCUGUUGGUAUAGUAUCUGUUGUGUGUUCUACCAUUAUAUUUUUUAGCAACGGUUAAUACCCGUUAGUAUAGACUUGUAUGUUUUAAUUUUUUUUUACUUAUACCGACAGUUAAUGGUCAUCA
Messenger RNA from Durio zibethinus, 2411 nucleotides. Its product is annotated as acyl-CoA--sterol O-acyltransferase 1-like. Gene Ontology annotation, biological process: lipid metabolic process. The record is from RefSeq and is a predicted model, not a curated record. NCBI's taxonomy places the organism in Eukaryota, Viridiplantae, Streptophyta, Magnoliopsida, Malvales, Malvaceae.